UCUUUUGUUCUAACGCUAGUAUUAGUCUCCGUCUUUUGUUCUAACGCUAGUAUUAGUCUCCGUCUUUUGUUCUAACGCUAGUAUUAGUCUCCGUCUUUUGUUCUAACGCUAGUAUUAGUCUCCGUCUUUUGUUCUAACGCUAGUAUUAGUCUCCGUCUUUUGUUCUAACGCUAGUAUUAGUCUCCGUCUUUUGUUCUAACGCUAGUAUUAGUCUCCGUCUUUUGUUCUAACGCUAGUAUUAGUCUCCGUCUUUUGUUCUAACGCUAGUAUUAGUCUCCGUCUUUUGUUCUAACGCUAGUAUUAGUCUCCGUCUUUUGUUCUAACGCUAGUAUUAGUCUCCGUCUUUUGUUCUAACGCUAGUAUUAGUCUCCGUCUUUUGUUCUAACGCUAGUAUUAGUCUCCGUCUUUUGUUUUCACUUCUAAGCCACGUUCAUUUUCGAGUGUUUUUGUCGUGAACAAACACUGACUUUGGCAAUCUAGAAGUUGUAGCUAAAUACAGCGAGAAAAUGUAACGUAAAUGAUGUGUUGUCCAAAUAUAGUUUAAUUAUCUAGGACAUGCUGUGCCUGCUCCCCUCCAAGUCGCACAGUCAAAAACGGCUGGGAAUAAUGUGGAACAGGAAUCUAUUCAAUAACAAGGUUUCCAACAUACAACAGAGUUGUUUAUCGGCAGAAUAAGAUACCAGAUCCACAAGAAGAAUGUUUCAGCUUGGAAGCCAGCUGGCCCAGUUUCACUUCUCCACAGGACCCAGUACUGCUAUUGCAGGUGCCGAAGGAGACAGUAGACAGCCUACCCUAACAGUACAGGACUUUAUCCAACAUGUCAGGAAACUUGGCGGACUGAAAAAAGAGAACAUUUUCUGCGACCUACGAGUUCCGACCCAGUUUCAAACCACCAAGGCAGACGACAUCGACCUCGUCAUCCUCACAGGUCACGGGGUGUUCUGCAUCGACGUGAAGCCCUGGAGAGGAACGGUGUCUUCCCAGCGGCAGCAAUGGCACGUCCAGUUCAAAGAACAGCACCACAACUUUACCAACACCUCCAUAGAACAGGUGGCUGACCCCCUUGAGGCCGUCAUGACCAAGACAACUAACCUGUGGCAGUACCUGAGGAGGAGCGGCCUGUCGGUGCGUCAGGAGCUCUUCCUUCCCAGGCUAGUCUUCCUCGCCCCAGACUGCCAGCUGGAUGAAGAGUUGAGGAAGAGGAGGGAGCUGGUCUCCCACAGUCAAAUAGAUGAGUUCCUCCACUCCUUCAGAGAGGGCUAUGUAGCCUGGAUAUCAGACGCCCUGACUCCUGCCUGGCUGUCUGGUCACCUGUCAUACCGUCAGAUAGGGGAGCUGAAACAAGUGGUGAGGAAAAUGGGGACCUGGGACCUGGUCAGACUACAGGGAGGAGAGCAGCUCAAGGGAGACUUCCGGAGCUGUCCUUACAUCGCUCUGAACCGCCAGGAGACUGACACCAUGGAGUUCUUUAAGAUCAAAACCCUGUCUGCUAAUUCGCUGUGGGCUCUGCUGGGACACGCCCCUCAGGUGACAGUGAAGAUGUAUAAACGUGGAGCUCCAGGCUGGCUGGGGAAGCCCCUGACGUCCACCAGCACCAUCCCCCACAACACACAGGUCAUCUUCCGGAUCAACGGAGAGGAAACGGACGCCAGGAUCCCCGCUAACACCAUCCAAAGCAUCACACUCAGCAUAUGACUCUUUUUACCCAUGGUUACGGCCCAAAUGUCACCCUAUAUAGGACACUACUUUUAGUGUCACCCUAUAUAGUACACUACUUUUAGUGCGCUGGUAUAUGGACUAGGGUGCCACUUUGGGAUCCAUCACAGACAGUGGAUCUGUAUGAGAAACUAGCCUGUUCUCCACGGUCUGCAGGUUUUAGGUGUGUGUGCAGUUUUCUAAACUACCAGGUUAGGUAUCUGUUGAAUCAGACUCUAUUUAAACUAGUUUUUUGGCCCUUAAGACCAGAAGGGCAAAGGGAUUGUUGGUAACUGAAGGACCCUGUAGUCCGGCUUCAGGGACCUCCUCCUAUACUAGUUAUCUCACAACAAUAACAAUAUAUACCUGCUGUUUUUAAUUAUGUAUAUGAGUACCUUUUUAUCACAUGGAUCACUUAGUUGUGGUCCACAGCCUCCUGCAGGCCACCAAACAUCCCUUACCCACAGCCUCCUGCAGGCCACCAAACAUCCCUUACCCACAGCCUCCUGCAGGCCACCAAACAUCCCUUACCUGCAGGCCACCAAACAUCCCUUACCCACAGCCUCCUGCAGGCCACCAAACAUCCCUCAACCACAGCUACACAGCCUCCUGCAGGCCACCAAACAUCCCUCCACCACAGCCUCCUGCAGGCCACCAAACAUCCCUUAUCCACAGCAUCCUGCAGGCCACCAAACAUCCCUCAACCACAGCUCCACUUGUCACCCUGUAGUCAAACCAUUGUUAUGCUGAAAAUCUGUUUCAUAAUCAGCACUUAGCCUAAUGUAAACUUCCCCUGUUCACAGACCGACUCGCCUUGUUCCAUCCGCGGUGGCCUGUCAUACUCAACGACAAUAUUAUGUUAAUGGAGAUGGUUCAGAACAAUUAGCCUGAUUAAACUUACUCUUGUUUUGAAUGAUAAUUCUAGUGUCUGGCCCCUGCCAUGAACGUAGACGUUAACUAGCCGUUAUGUCAGUUGGUUUAAUUGUGUCACCCACUACAUGGUUCAGCUGCGGAGUGUGUACCUGACGUGCUAAUUGUUACAGUUUAAAAACCGCUGUCCCUUUUAGUGUUAAUGAGGGCUGGGGAAGGUACCUGUAUUACUGACUGGCCCCUUAGUGUUAAUGAGGGCUGGGGAAGGUGCCUGUAUUACUGACUGGCCCCUUAGUGUUAAUGCGGGCUGGGGAAGGUGCCUGUAUUACUGACUGGCCCCUUGGUGUUAAUGAGGGCUGGGGAGGGUACCUGUAUUACUGACUGGCCCCUUGGUGUUAAUGAGGGCUGGGGAGGGUACCUGUAUUACUGACUGGCCCCUUAGUGUUAAUGAGGGCUGGGGAAGGUACCUGUGUUACUGACUGGCCCCUUAGUGUUAAUGAGGGCUGGGGAAGGUACCUGUAUUACUGACUGGCCCCUUAGUGUUACCUGUAUUACUGACUGGCCCCUUAGUGUUAAUGAGGGCUGGGGAAGGUACCUGUAUUACUGACUGGCCCCUUAGUGUUACCUGUAUUACUGACUGGCCCCUUAGUGUUAAUGAGGGCUGGGGAAGGUACCUGUAUUACUGACUGGCCCCUUAGUGUUAAUGAGGGCUGGGGAAGGUACCUGUGUUACUGACUGGCCCCUCAGUGUUAAUGAGGGCUGGGGAAGGUACCUGUAUUACUGACUGGCCCCUUAGUGUUAAUGAGGGCUGACGUUUUUUUGGGGGGGAGGGGCUAAUAUGCUCUUCUCUCAAGAGGAUCUUCAAGAGCUCACGUGUUCAGACCCAAACCUGUGUUCAAAUACUAUUUUUUUUAAAUAAUUUUCAGCACUUUAGCUGUGCUUGAUUUGAGCUUGCCUGUUUCAAUAGAAAAGUCCCACAAGUACAAACCUGGCACCCCAGGCAGGCUUAAGCAAACGCUUGAAGUAUUUGAAAGAUUUUCAAAUACUAUUUGAACCCAGUUCUGGCUCAACCAGGCUUGCCCAGUACCAUUUUAAUUCCUAGCUUUUAGUGGCACGACCUGUCACUCCACUGCUUUGCUAACAGCUAGCAAUUGUAUUUACUGUGUCUGGUGUUGGGCCUAAAUAAUGUUAUUUCUACCAGGAUAUCAGUGCCUUGAGCUAAUUCAGGAGGGAAAUCUCUGUGGCAUCUCGCUGACUAGCAUCUCUCUCUACCUGAAACGACACCAUACUCCACUCCAGCUCCUCACUUUCCCAAAGGUCUGUUUUUCUACAUGUGCCUGGGGGUUAGGAUGUUUGUUGGGUGUGGGAGCACUGAGCAGCACUACCCCCAUAUAUAUAAUACCUACUCUCUAUUCUCAGUGAAACCGUGGUUGCCUUGGGGGAGCCAUUUUUCCAAGACGUUUUUCAUGGUUUGUGUGUUGUUUUAUACCUAUCGGGUGUGCAUUCAGAAUGGAUGUGUUUUAAUAUGUAACUAUACCUACGUCGUACUUUCUGAAUGUGUCGUUGGGCUUUGAUAUAUGUUCUCCUACUCGGCCGACUCAAUGGCGCGUUCUCAGGAAAAUGUAUCUUUUUGAGACCCUAUCCUCCAACUAGUUUUACAAAGACAGUAGACCUGCUGUGGGACUCUAAAAGGAGAUCUACUGUAGACCUGCUGUGGGACUCUAAAAGGAGAUCUACAGUAGACCUGCUGUGGGACUCUAAAAGGAGCUCUACAGUAGACCUGCUGUGGGACUCUAAAAGGAGAUCUACUGUAGGUUUGCUGUGGGACUCUAAAAGGAGAUCUACAGUAGGUUUGCUGUGGGACUCUAAAAGGAGAUCUACAGUAGGUUUGCUGUGGGACUCUAAAAGGAGAUCUACAGUAGACCUGCUGUGGGACUCUAAAAGGAGAUCUACAGUAGACCUGCUGUGGGACUCUAAAAGGAGAUCUACAGUAGACCUGCUGUGGGACUCUAAAAGGAGAUCUACAGUAGACCUGCUGUGGGACUCUAAAAGGAGAUCUACAGUAGACCUGCUGUGGGACUCUAAAAGGAGAUCUACAGUAGACCUGCUGUGGGACUCUAAAAGGAGAUCUACAGUAGACCUGCUGUGGGACUCUAAAAGGAGAUCUACAGUAGACCUGCUGUGGGACUCUAAAAGGAGAUCUACAGUAGACCUGCUGUGGGACUCUAAAAGGAGAUCUACAGUAGACCUGCUGUGGGACUCUAAAAGGAGAUCUACUGUAGACCUGCUGUGGGACUCUAAAAGGAGAUCUACUGUAGACCUGCUGUGGGACUCUAAAAGGAGAUCUACAGUAGACCUGCUGUGGGACUCUAAAAGGAGAUCUACAGUAGACCUGCUGUGGGACUCUAAAAGGAGAUCUACAGUAGACCUGCUGUGGGACUCUAAAAGGAGAUCUACAGUAGACCUGCUGUGGGACUCUAAAAGGAGAUCUACAGUAGACCUGCUGUGGGACUCUAAAAGGAGAUCUACAGUAGACCUGCUGUGGGACUCUAAAAGGAGAUCUACAGUAGACCUGCUGUGGGACUCUAAAAGGAGAUCUACAGUAGACCUGCUGUGGGACUCUAAAAGGAGAUCUACAGUAGACCUGCUGUGGGACUCUAAAAGGAGAUCUACAGUAGACCUGCUGUGGGACUCUAAAAGGAGAUCUACAGUAGACCUGCUGUGGGACUCUAAAAGGAGAUCUACAGUAGACCUGCUGUGGGACUCUAAAAGGAGAUCUACAGUAGACCUGCUGUGGGACUCUAAAAGGAGAUCUACAGUAGACCUGCUGUGGGACUCUAAAAGGAGAUCUACAGUAGACCUGCUGUGGGACUCUAAAAGGAGAUCUACAGUAGACCUGCUGUGGGACUCUAAAAGGAGAUCUACAGUAGGUUUGCAGAUUAUACUGAACAUUUUUAAAAACAGUCUUGACAAUACUACAAGCACCUAUACCAUUUUGUAUUCAAAGGCAUAAUUAAGCCAUACACUGCAUGCUUAUUUUACCAUUUAGAUAUUAUUUUUUAUAGAAAUCUUUAGUGAUUUUAUUAAAUGAUCUAUUCAAAUGUUUGUACUAUGAAUUUUUAAAAAUAAAAUGGUGUGAGAAAUGUAA
This is a messenger RNA of Oncorhynchus kisutch (coho salmon), 5713 nucleotides long. RefSeq lists its product as uncharacterized. The record is from RefSeq and is a predicted model, not a curated record. Lineage: Eukaryota; Metazoa; Chordata; Actinopteri; Salmoniformes; Salmonidae. Bases 697 to 1695 code for a protein of 332 amino acids. The transcript is spliced from 9 exons.